Molecule: messenger RNA, 441 nt
Organism: Psammomys obesus (fat sand rat)
Lineage: Eukaryota; Metazoa; Chordata; Mammalia; Rodentia; Muridae
Product: prolactin-inducible protein homolog
Exons: 4
Coding region: 1-441 (146 amino acids)
Biological process (GO): regulation of immune system process; proteolysis
Cellular component (GO): extracellular region
Molecular function (GO): aspartic-type endopeptidase activity
Source: RefSeq, a predicted model, not a curated record
AUGCAGGGUCUCUCUUUCAUGCUCAGUGCUGCUACCCUCUUCUUGGUCCUCUGCCUAGAGCUGGGGAUCAACAAAGCCCAGGAAACCACAGCUGUUCGUAAACCACUUAUCCCUAAAUUGAGAUAUACAAAUUUCGUAAGGGAAAAUGAGACAGUAUCUGUGGAAGUUCAACUUGCUACAGAAUAUAAGGAAUGUUUGGUGGUCAAAGCUUACCUUGUAAGUUAUAAGCCAAUUGAAGGUCCCUUCAACUAUAUACAAACCCGCUGCCUCUGUAAUGAUUAUCCUAUCACCGUCUUUUGGGACUUUGAAAUCCCAGAAACUCUAAACUUUGCAGUAGUGCUUGACCUCAUUGCAGAAAAAAAUAUCUGCCCUAAUGAUGUGGCAGUGCAACCUAUCAGCUUAAGGAGGUAUUAUGUCUAUGCUACUGUGCACAAAAUUUAA